Messenger RNA from Paramecium primaurelia, 765 nucleotides. NCBI's taxonomy places the organism in Eukaryota, Ciliophora, Oligohymenophorea, Peniculida, Parameciidae. The record is from the annotation of a GenBank genome assembly.
AUGCACUGCCCUUUUUAAGAGAAGGUAGCACUAACUGACAUCUUUGCUUAAGUUAAAGAUGUAGAUGAACAAGUAUUUGGCGUUAUAUUAGCAAUAUUUCGAAAGGAAAAAGUUUAAGACUGCAUUGGAUAUUUUUCAGAUAAUGGAAAUCAAGGGCAUUUUAAAUAAUAAAUCUUACAAGGAGUGAAUUUAAAACAAGUUGAGAAUGAAUAGAAAUUGUCUGAUUUUAGAAAUAACACGAUACAAAUUACUGAUGUUUUAAAAAAGUUAAAAGAUCAUGACUUCAAUAGCAAAGACUAUUCUAGUGAAGAAUAUCAAGAUUCUAAAUUAAGUCUAAUUAAAAACAUAAAGGAUAAUAUAUAGAUCACAGAAUUUUUGAAAUUUUUAGUUCACCUCACAUCUAUAGAUAAAACUUUAAUAUAAUGUGGGUCUAAUUCAUUAAAUAUAUUAGUUUAGAUGAAGUUGGACCUUAGAAACAAAAAUUUUGAAAAUAUUAAGAUCUAAAAUACUUCUUUGGUAGGAGCAAAUUUUGCUCAAUGUAAUUUAAGUGGAUCUGAGUUUAAUAAUGUUAACAUAGUUGGGGUGAAUUUGAAUGGAGCAAUAUUAUUUAAUUGUAAAUGGAUCAACUUGAUAAUCAAUAAAUAAAACAAAUUAGAUGGUCAUACUAAGUCAAUCAACUCAGUCUGUCUUUCUCCUGAUGGAAUUACAUUAGCUUCUGGUAGUAAUGAUAAGUCUAUCCGCCUAUGGGAUGUCAAAACAGGAUGA